Messenger RNA from Jaculus jaculus (lesser Egyptian jerboa), 6763 nucleotides. It is a transcript of the gene B3gat2, whose product is annotated as beta-1,3-glucuronyltransferase 2. Gene Ontology annotation, biological process: chondroitin sulfate proteoglycan biosynthetic process; carbohydrate metabolic process. Gene Ontology annotation, cellular component: Golgi membrane. Gene Ontology annotation, molecular function: galactosylgalactosylxylosylprotein 3-beta-glucuronosyltransferase activity. The coding region runs from base 621 to 1583 and encodes 320 amino acids. The record is from RefSeq and is a predicted model, not a curated record. The transcript is spliced from 4 exons. Lineage: Eukaryota; Metazoa; Chordata; Mammalia; Rodentia; Dipodidae.
GGACUGGGAGGACGCUGGAGUCUGCAGCGCCCCCGCCCCUUCGCUGUUUCUUUCUUUCCUGGCUUUGGGAUCUUACUGCCGGGAGCCAGGGAGAAUUUAAAAAAAAAAAAAAAAAAAAGCGAGGGACCGGAGCGCAGGUUUCUGCGGCGGCGCGCGAACCGAGCUGGUGGCACAGCAUCCUCCUCCGUGUCCAACCCCGAGUCUUCGCCGCCUUUGCCACCGCCUUCCGAGAGGUCCCGGAGCAUCACCGAGGCCCGCAGCGAGAGGGUUCCAAGGCUCCCCUUCUCCAGAAAGGGCGCCGAGGGGAGCUCCGCCGUGCCCGCACUUGGCACAACUCUGGGGCCAGCGGUGCACAGCUGGACCGUGUACCCGCUUCCCGCCAGAGUGAGAGACACCCUCCCCGUGCACCUCGUGUAGUCCUAGUUCCCCCUCGCACCCACGAGGAUACCCCAACGCCCCGGUGGUGACCCUGCGGACCCAGCGCCCCCGCAGCGCCCCCGGCCCGAUGGAGAGCGCACCGGCCGCAGCAGCACCUUGAGUGCCAUCGCCACACCGCCGUCCAAACCGCGCACGGGAGGGUCCCGGCCCGAGAGACUCCGUGGGGCCGGUAAGAGCGCGCCAUGAAGUCCGUGCUGUUCAGCCGCUUCUUCAUCCUUCUGCCCUGGAUCCUCAUCGUCAUCAUCAUGCUCGACGUGGACACGCGCAGGCCGGCUCCCCCGCUCACUCCGCGCCCUUACUUCUCUCCCUACGCCGUGGGCGCCCGCGUCCAGCUCCGCCGGGGUAACCCCAGGCGCGACCCCGAGAAACGCAACGCAUCUCGGACCCAGCCGCAUCCCGAGCCUCCGCUGCCCACCAUCUAUGCCAUCACGCCCACCUACAGCCGCCCGGUGCAGAAAGCCGAGCUGACCCGCCUGGCCAACACGUUCCGCCAGGUGGCGCAGCUGCACUGGAUCCUGGUGGAGGACGCGGCGGCGCGCAGCGAGCUGGUGAGCCGCUUCCUGGCGCGGGCCGGGCUGCCCAGCACGCACCUGCACGUGCCCACGCCGCGGCGCUACAAGCGGCCCGGGCUGCCGCGCGCCACCGAGCAGCGCAACGCCGGCCUCGCCUGGCUGCGCCAGAGGCACCAGCACCAGCUCGCACAGCCCGGCGUGCUCUUCUUCGCCGACGACGACAACACCUACAGUCUGGAGCUCUUCCAGGAGAUGCGAUCCACACGCAAGGUUUCUGUCUGGCCAGUGGGCUUGGUCGGAGGGAGGCGCUACGAACGUCCCUUGGUGGAAAAUGGCAAAGUUGUUGGCUGGUACACAGGCUGGAGAGCUGACAGACCCUUUGCAAUCGACAUGGCAGGAUUUGCUGUAAGUCUUCAAGUCAUCUUGGCCAAUCCAAAAGCUGUAUUUAAGCGACGUGGGUCCCAGCCAGGGAUGCAGGAAUCUGACUUUCUGAAGCAGAUAACUACAGUUGAGGAGCUGGAACCAAAAGCAAGUAACUGCACCAAGGUUCUCGUAUGGCACACUCGGACAGAGAAGGUUAAUCUAGCCAACGAGCCAAAGUAUCACAUGGACACAGUGAAAAUCGAGGUGUAAACUGAAGUAGUGGCUGGUGCACUAGCCCAGCCAGGGAAUGUGGAAGAGGAAGUCUGGAGCUUAGGCUGCAGAUCACUCAGGUAUCAUUCCUUUUACUUCAGUACAACAGCUUUUACUGUCAUCUGACGGACAUGUUUACAUAGCUACCAGUUAACAGAGCUGACAAGAGGCUACAGAAUAUGUGUUUUGUCCUAAUUUGUUCUGCAUGUGUUCUACAACUAACUGGAAGUUUUAUAUAGCACAACAAAACAACACUGAAAAACAGCACUGAGUAUCGUAUAUACUUUGCUCCCCACAAGUUCAUCUUGUUAUCGGUAGAAUGUAACAGGUUUUAGUACCUGGAGACAAAUAUACUGUCAACUAAAUAUUCUCAGUCUGCAUCUUUACAACAUGAAGUGUUCAGAAGGUUGGUGCAUUGUAGGAAAUAAAACCCACAAAUAUAAAGGUCUAUGGAUUCAUCUGUUUAAUAUAGGGAAAUAACAUUUUGUCAAUACUAGGCACCAUAAAAUGUAAACACAAUUACUGUCAUAAACCUGGAUAUACCUUCAAAGAUUAAAAGUGGCUUUGUUUUAGUUACCCUGUUUGCAUAUAGUGCAGAAAAAGGUCUUCCUGUAAGCACUAUGUACAUAAGAAGAGAUCCAAAUUACAAGAGGCAGAUAAAAUUUGAAUUCUUUAAACAUUCAAUAAAUUAAGUGAUAUAGUUACAUCCAGGUUUAUCUUCCUUUCACUAACCACGUUCCCUGUUAAGCACAUCAUAACAACAGCACAGUGAAGUGAAUAAUGAAAUAAAAGAAUUUUGAUACACUAGAAAACAGUGCUCAGUGAUACAUUUACAUUCUAUUUAUGAUUAAACAUGUGAUCAUACUGUACCUUCCUAUAGGAUUACUGGCUAAUUUGAGGGUGGGGUUUAUACUGUUAGAGGUAUUACUAACAUGAUAAUUAAUUCCCUUAUAUGCAAACAUUAGUGCUAUAAUUUUAUUGAGAAUAAAACCAAUUAUGCAAGUUGACUGAGCAGCUUCUCAAAGAAUGUGGUUUAUGAAAUCAUGGGAAAUAGGAACAAAGCUGCCCUGGACAUAAACGGUUUCCUCAAUCUGCUUUCACCACAUCAAGUUUAAUCAGUACAGACCAACACGGUCAAUCAGGUAAUUCUUAAUAUGAACAAAUGGGAGAAAAGAAAAAAAAAAUCUCUAUGUACAUGAAUAAACAGGGGAACUAGAUGCAUUUUAGCAAGGAAUGUCAGGUGUUAGUUCUGGAUGAAACUGGUACUGCAGUCUUCAUUUCCACAGUUGUGUGCUGAGAGUCUGACCCGAUGAGCUUCCAGACCACCCUGCUGUUGUGCUGGGGGGCUGGCCAAAGCCUGCUGAAGGGUUUGCACUACUGAGACUCAUGCCAGCCAUCUGCUGAUUCAUCUGUGAAACACAUAAAAGGCUUAGUUUAGGAGGACUACUUCACUUUUAAUUCUUGUUUCUUAGCCACAAUUAGACAUUUUUGCUAUUUAAUGUGGUAACCAGUGAGAACACUAGAGUAAAAGCAGACUGGCAAAGAUUUGCUUCUUAUUUUCUCCCUCCAGCACUGCUCAUAAAGAAAUCGCAGUCAUAUUUAGUUAACUUUCUGGAUUCAAAUUCUUAAAGUUUGCAUCCCCAGAGAUUAACAACUACUAAAAAAAAAAAACAAAGUAAUCUCUGUGUUUGUAUCUGGGUGCACAGGAGCCCAUUACUCUUUCAGAGUAGCUAUGCCUUACCUAGUAAGGACAGAAAAUGUUAGAAAGUAGAAAAUAUUCUAAAAGUAAUAUGUGUAUGAUACAUGUAAUUCUCUACUAAGACCAUAAAUAGCUUUAUAUGCAUUCUAAAUAUUUCCCAAAAGUCAUACAAGCAUACAUUUUGGAUUUUAUGUCUUAACAAUUUAGCUAAAAUUAAUUUCAUUAUAAAAUGUAAGAUUCCAUAUGCUUGACUCCAGUUUGGAAGAAAAUUACGUUUAUAAACUUAAUCUGAUGGUUUUCUUUCAAGAUUGGUUUACCAUAAAAGUACAGUGAGUUCAAACCAAUGCUCAGGGUAAGACCCUGUUCUAGCUGCAGUUUUCCAAGAUGCUGACAUUAACUGCACCACUGAUCAGAUGUCUGACAGGGCAGAAGAUCAUGUCUUCAUACCUACGCACAGACACUACCAUGAUUUCACUGGCCAGUGAAUACCACUGAUGGCUGCUGUUCUCCAACACACUAUCUAGAAGUAAGGUCUGCACUAGGUACAUCUCAGCAAUUUAGAACUUUUGAGAUUCCCAGUUGGUAGAAACCAGCAUCAUACUUAUACUCCUGAAUCCUGACUGCAAAAAAAAAGUUGGAAAACUUGUAGGCUAUACAGUGAUUAUGCUAAAGCUAGUCAGAAAUCACUCAGGGUGUCCCAUGCUGUGAACAAUGCAUCCCAGGAUAAUUGAGGCCCAAACACAUUUGUGAUGACAAUAUCAUGUCAGUUUUAAAAUAUUGGCACACAGAAACCAAGACUACUUAAGAUGCUAGUGGACCAUUACAAAGGAAGAAGGGUGUUGGAGAUACCUCAGUCAGUAAAGUGCCUGCAAGCAUAAGGAAGUGAUUGCCAGAACUUGUGUUGGGAGGGGAUGAGGGAGUUAAAAAAAGAAAACAAAAAACAGGUAUGGUGAUAUGCACUUGAAAUCCCAAUACUGGAAGUACUGAGACAGGUGGAUCUCUGGGGCUUGCUGGCCCACCAGCCAACCCUACUGGGCAAGUUCCAGGCCAGUGACAGACCAUGCCUCAAAAAGAGGUGGAUGGUACCAAAGGAAUAACACCAGAGGUUGUCCUUUGGCCUCCCCGAGCAAGCAUAUGCACACCCACAAAAGGAAGGGUAACGGGAAUAUGAAGUUAAGCCUAGAAGUGUUUGUGGAGCUAAAGGGAAGCCAGAAUGGAGCAUUUAAUAAAAAUAAGUAACCACUUGGCCUCCAAGGGCAUACAAUUUGCAGGAAGAGCAUGCAUAUGUUAUCUUGUGUGACACUGUAACCAUCCAUUGUUGCUUGACAAUUGUCUAAUGGAGUUUCUUGUGAUUACCUUCCAGUCUUCCUCCUCCCCUCCCUUUCCUUCCUUCCCUCCCUCCCUCCAGGUGUGCAUGCGGGCGCGCGCGCGUGUGUGUGUGUGUGUGUGUGUGUGUGUGUGUAGGUAGGUAGUCUGGGUGGUAAUGUACACACAGGCCAGGGGAGGGCACUGGGUAUUCUUUAUUGCUUUUCUACCUUAUUUCACUAAGACAGACUCUCAUGAACCAGCAGCUCUCAGUUUUUCGGCUAGCUGACUAGAGCGCCCCAGUGAUUCACUUGUCUCUGCAGAUCUCAACACUGGGGUUAUAGGCAUGUACAAUCAUACCAAGCAUUUUACAAGGGUGCUAGGAAUCCUCAUGUUUGUGCAGGAAGCACUGUUACCCACUGAGCUAUUCCCCAGUCCCCCUUAGUUUACAGAUUUUUGUUGGACUGCAUUCACAGCUAUCUUUGGCUGUAUGCAACCUGUGGUUUUUCACUUCUGUAACUAACUUGAAAUAGCAUUUUACAAGGCAAUAUCUGAGACAAAUGUGGACUUCUUCACACCCUACAGGAACUUUUUAACCAGUGAAGACUCUGUAACAUAAAAAUUAUAGGCCAUGUGAAAGGGGAAGCACAACUUUAGAAGAGCUUUUGAACAUACAGAAGUUUUAUAAAUCCACUGGCAGUAACCAAGUGACAUGGAAGACAGCCUUGAUCUCUCAUAAAAUUGUGCUUUGAGAACAUGAAGCUGAGUUUCUUUUCCAUCUGUGAGAGUUAUUGAAAAAAAAACAACCAAAAUUAUUAGUGAAGAUAGAUUGGUCCAAGUGGACUACAAAAAUCCACCAUACCACACGCUAAGUAAAGCCUGGUGCUCAACUGCAAAGGUGACAGAAAGGGAAUCCCUUAGGUUAUCUAGGUUAGUUUCUAGCUAUUUCAAUGAGGUUUAGUAUGUUCACCAUCACAGUUGAGUUCCAGAAGUAGGAAAAGUAAACCUAACAUUUAUUUUCAGAAUAUUCUAAAACUAAGGACAAAUUGUCUGUCAAAAUUUCUUAAGAUCUGUACAACAUUUCUGACAAUACAACACUAUCCCUACCCAAUUCUGUUGCUAGGUCAUUUGAUUUCAAAACACUAAGAAGGUGAACAUGAUUUAUUUGAUUUGUGAGAAGCUGCAGCGUGAAGGCCCCUACCUGUGAAAGGUUCCACUGAGGCUGUUGAGCUGGUGGCAGGCCAAACUUACUCGGUGGUGCACCCAUCUGUCCCAUCAUUCCUCCUUGGGGGGCAACAACAUUUUGAGGAAGUGGCAUCACACCAGUCUGUGCAUUUCCCAUGAACCCAUUGGGCAUGGGCAUGCCCACCAUCAUGCUUGCACUCUGUCCCAUCACGUUUCCUAUGAGGCCAGGAGCCGCAGGCACUGGUACACCCAGCGACGGGAAGCCUUGAAAUGGAGCUGCUGCUUGUGAGGUAAACGGCACAUUUGUGGGUCCCAUGAACACACCUGUAUGGUGGGAAGCAUGAGUAACAAGUGAACAGAGUUAGGGUGACUAUGCGUGGUGGCACUCACCUGUGCAGGCAGGGAAAAGCACGAGCUCCCUGACCACCUACAGCAACCAGUCACUCCAGUGUGGAACAAUCCACAUCUAACCCUGCAGAGCUGGUGAUUUACAGAAUGCAGACAAAUCAAUCAUUAACUUGGGGAAGUUUAACUAGAAAAUGUAAUCUUUGCAAUAGCCACCAAAGCAUCUUCCAUAGUGAAAGCCAAAGCACACAACACGAGAGCACAUGCUACUUCCGCUGCUUCACCAACACUGAUCUCCCCAAAUUCACACACAUGACAUGAGGGGACUCUGUCUUUUUCAGAUACAGUUUCAGCCCAUAUGUGAAAUACAACCCAUUUUAGAGGAAAUGGUCUGAUAGAAUAGACCUGAAUAAAUUUUAUGUUAUUUCAUUAUAACAACAAAACAUUUCCACAUUUAGAAUCCAUGUGAUCAUUCUAACUGCUUUUUGUUUACCUGCAGAGGAAAUAUACUGUAUACAGUCAUAAACUUAAUGUAAAUCAAAUUCCAAUAAUUAUUCAAAGGUGAUCUAUGUCUGAAGCUUGUGAAACAGUAAUAUGUGAUAUGUGGAUAGCUUGUUAAGAUGAAAUGAAUAAAGUGUAAAUGAAA